AUGAAAAUGAACUUUCAAGAGAUUGAUCAGCUUUUGUCGGAUAAACGAAAUUCUCAUCAAGUUUAUGAAAAAUUGAAAAUGCAAAUCGUUUCCGAGGGUGAAAUUGAUGUGGAAUUGUUGUGGAGAUUCAUUCAAUCAUGCCAUCAGAAAGCUCUCUUUUCUGGAACAUUUAACGAAAAGAAAAAUAUUUUAAUCGAAGGUAGAAAUCAUGCUCAACAAGCCGUUCACACCCAUCCCAAUCACCCGAAUUUGCUUAAAUUCGCCGCAAUGGUCACUGGGAAAUCGGUGGAAUUUGUGGGAUUGACAGAUAAAGUCAGACAGGGGAAACUCUUCAAAGAAUACCUCGAUUCAGCUUCCGAGCUUCUCCCCGAUGAUACUCGACUUCUCCAUUUGCGUGCUCGAUACAAAUUCUCGAUGUCGCAAAUGAAUUGGAUUGAGAGAAAAGCAAUCAACGCUGUUUUCAUGGUUGCUCCCGAUCAUACAAUUGAUGAGGCUUUGGAAGAUUUACUCGAAGUCUAUCGGAAAGAGCCAACUUGGUUGGACAAUUUGUUGUACAUUGCGAAGAGUUACCAUGUGAAGAAAGAUAAGGUGAAGGCGCUCGAAUUUGUAGAGAAAUGUCUUCACGAAACAGCAAUUGACGAUGAAGAUUUCCAUCAUCAGAAAGAAGCAAAAGAAUUGAUGGGAAAAUGCAAA
Molecule: messenger RNA, 693 nt
Organism: Mesorhabditis belari
Lineage: Eukaryota; Metazoa; Nematoda; Chromadorea; Rhabditida; Rhabditidae
Source: the annotation of a GenBank genome assembly